AUGGUGGCCGCGCUGGGGGGCGACGCGCGCGCCGCCGGCGCCGCCGCGCCCAAGCCCGAGAUCAACGUCGCCAAGCUCACCAAGGCUGAGGAGGCGAUAUUCACCCUCCAGCCCGGCAAGGACGCCUUCGUCAAGCUCGCCGCGGCGCUCGCGCCCUUCAGGCCCGUCGUCGAUCACGUCGCCGACGCGCUCUCCUGGCGGAGCACUCGCAAGGCCAUGGCCGCGCAGGCUGCCUUUACGUACGCGGUGCUCUACCCUUACGUGAUCAUCCCGGGAAUUCUGCUCACCCUGGGCACGUGCACGCUGACGAACAGGAAAGAAGACGAGGGGUCCGGCGACGAGGACGACGGCGAGACGCGGUCCGAGCCCGCCAAGAAGAAGCCGACGCCCGCCGAGCCCAAGGGCGCGAGCUGGCGAUCCAAGGCGAGGAAACUGGACGCGCGAGACGUUCAGCGCGCGUUGGAGAACGUCGCGACGAGGCUCGAGCGAAUCAUCGCGCUCACGACGUGGGAAGAUCCCGUGGUCACCGGCGCGUUCGUCGCGGGGUGCCUGGUCGCGGCGCUCUUCCUCGCGUCGCACUCGUUCCAGGUGGUUUUACUGUGCGUCGGAUUGUACGCGACGAGGCCGCCGUCGUGGCGGGUCGUGCCGGGGCCGCUGGAGAGCCUCUUGGGGCGCAUGCCGGACAAGGGCGAGGCGUACGCGAGGCUGAUGCAGGAGACGGGGAAUGGGGGCAAGGGCGCCGCCUCGGGCGCGUGA
Messenger RNA from Micromonas commoda, 756 nucleotides. RefSeq lists its product with no specific name. The transcript has a single exon. Bases 1 to 756 code for a protein of 251 amino acids. The record is from RefSeq and is a predicted model, not a curated record. NCBI's taxonomy places the organism in Eukaryota, Viridiplantae, Chlorophyta, Mamiellophyceae, Mamiellales, Mamiellaceae.